AUGGGCUCUGGCCGCAACAAUGUAUUCCUCGCCCUUCCAGGCCCCAAGCCAUGCCGGGUGCUUGUACUGGACGAUGCCGUGCUGCCGGACCUGGACCUGCUGGCGUCGCUGGAGGACGUGAUCGAGCAGCAGGCGCCGCCACUGCAGUUCACAGACGUGGAGCUCGUCCCUCUGGAGUCCGGGCAGCAGGACGGAUAUCAGCUAACGCCAGAUCUCAGCGCCGUGGUGGCAACAGCGGGCUGUCACCAAGUUCCUGCCAUCCGGGACAAGGUGGAAGCAAUGGAUAUAUCCACUAUUCUUUUCACAGGUCCCGGCUGCGCGCCUGUUCGCACCGGACGCCUGUACCAGCUACCCGUCUUCCCCAGCUUCCGUGACCUCCCGGAGGUGUUCAGGGAGAUGCAGAGCAGUGGUACACUGCGCUGGAGUGAGGUCAACCUCAUCAGCUACAGUGAUGCGGAUCACACCUUGCUGCGGGAUCUGAUCGACGUGCUGCGCUCCAACAAUGCCGAGCAGGCGGUGCUCACCGUGUACUCGAUCCCCCGUCAGCAGGACAACACUACCGGCGCCGGCAGCCCGGGCGCGCGACACGUGCUGAAGGCGAUCCACGAGCAGGCGAACCACGAGGGCCACCAGUUUCUGGUGCUCGCCGAUCGCAAGUCUGCCCACAACAUUCUGAUGGAGGCUCGUUCAAUGCAUUUAAUGGUGCCAGAAACGCAGUGGCUCAUUGUGUUUUGGGAUACGACCCAGCAAGACACAAACAUGCUCCAGUUUCUGCCGGACGUGGAAGACGGGGAGAAUCUAUCGUUUCUGUUCAACGCGUCCAAGAAAGGCGAAUGCCAGGUGAACGACACGUGUCUGCUGGAGACGGUGACGCUGGCACUGCUGGAGGCCAUGGACGAGCAGCACGGACGCGAGUGGCAGUUGCGUGUCAACGUGGACGAGGACGAGUGGCAGGAACUGAAGCCCACCGACGCCGAGCGCUCUUACCGCUACAUGGAGAGCAUGCGGUCCCUGCAGGCGGCGCUGAUCGGCGACUACGGCGAGGUCUCACUGCUCGAUGUCGGCACAUGGGAGCCGGGCAAGGGUCUCCGCAUCACGGACGACCUGUUCCCGCACGUGAGCGGCGGCUUCCGCGGCCGGACCAUACCCAUCAUGUCACUGGAGUUUCCUCCUUGGCAAAUUUAUGAGAGGGACAGCCGCGGCUUUGUGUACAAAUAUACGGGCGUCGUGUUCGAGCUGGUGAACGAACUGGCAUCGAAGCUCAACUUCUCAUACGUGGUGCGGGCGCCGCGGGAUGGCUUGUGGGGCGAGGAGGUGUCUCCCGGCCGCUGGAACGGCAUGAUCGGCGAGGUGCUAGAGGGACGUGUCAUGCUGGCGGCCGGCGCCUUCACCGUCAACGCCGCCCGCCAGCGCGUCAUCAACUACACCGUGUUCAUCGACCGGCAGCCGUACAACAUGUUGACCCGCCGGCCGGACCGCCUCACACGCGCCCUGCUCUUCCUCGAGCCGUUCGCCACCGACACCUGGUGGUGCAUCUUCUCCGCCGUGUUACUCGCCGGGCCUGUCCUCUGGCUCAUCAACCGAAGCAGCUUCUUCUAUCGCUACUACAACAUAGCCAACACCAAGGAGUUUUUUAGCCUCAAGUAUUGCUCUUGGUACACAUACGGCGCUAUUUUACAGCAAGGAGGCCCCCGACUGCCUCGGGCAGACUCAGGUCGGUUCGUGGUCGGCGUCUGGUGGCUGUUUGUCCUCGUGGUGGUCACCACCUACUCUGGCAAUCUGGUGGCCGUGCUCACCUUUCCCCGCAUCAACAACCCCAUCAACAGUCUACAGGACCUGCUGCGCUUCAAGGAUGACGUCACUUGGGGUGUCCAGGGCGGAACGGCCAUCGCUUCCUACUUCAAGGACUCUCCAGAGCCAAAGUUCCGCAAGAUUUACGAUGGCGCCAAGAUCCACAAUGGAGACACGGACAAGGAUAUCCUGGCAAUGGUACGCUACGAAAACCACAUCUACAUAGAGUGGAAGACCAAUCUGCUCUUCCUGAUGAAGGAGGAGUUUCGACGCAACGAUCGCUGCUACUACUCGUUAGCCAAGGAGAACUUCUUCGAGGAGUUCGUGGGCAUGGUGUUGCCUCCGAAAAGCCCCUAUCGGAAGAAAAUCAACAAAGAGAUAUCCAAAAUCCUGAAGGCGGGCUUCAUCCAAAAGUGGAAGGCGGACUUUUGGCCGGCGCAGGACCGCUGCUCCUCUACGGCGUACGGCGGCACCGGCACACAGAAAAAGGUCGACCUGGAUGACAUGCAGGGCUCCUUCUACCUGCUACUGCUUGGCCUGUUCAUCGGCCUGGUGUCGCUGCUGCUGGAGUGCUGCUACCGCAACACCGACUUCAAGCGACCGCAGCAGUCGGCCAAGGAGGUGGUCAUACAACACACGUUCUUGGAAUGAAGUUCAAAACUCAGAGACGUUGAGUGAUCCCAAGCUUCGCAUCCGAACGCCUGACACCAGUCCCCGACUUCCGGAAUCAUUGAUCUGACAUCCGAACACCGCCGCGGAGGGCCAUGUGUAACCGAAGGAGAGGCGAAAGGCUGGAGGUCUUCGGAUGGCGUGCGUUCGCUAUUAAAAACUGAUGUCAUGGUGUUGACUCCAGCACCUUUCGAUUUUAAUCACUUUGUUGUCAUUUCAUUUACCCUCAGCUCAUCUGUCCCGCAUUGGAUGGCUUAUCAGCUCAGCUGUCCCGCAUUGGAUGACCCUCAGCUCAGCUGUCCCGCAUUGGAUGACCCUCAGCUCAGCUGUCCCGCAUUGCAUGGUCCUCAGCUCAGCUGUCCCGCAUUGGAUAAUAGUCUGCUUGUCAGGCAGUCGAAGGGUAGAAAUGUAUUGGUGCACGCUUGAACAUACCGCGCUUGCAAGUUGCUUAGCCUCAGGUCAUGCAUCGGACGAGACAAGCCAAUGCUGCAGUAUCUAAUCAGAUUUGUUUACGCUUAAAACGUCCAGCGCAAAAGACGUACGCCUUUACGACAAAAUGUCCCAUUCGAGCGGUGGCUAGCGUCAUUUAUCCUUUCAUGGACAUACCCCGUCCGUAUGUUCUCCGCAUAGCGACCUAAUUAGCGCAAUGUCGGUCUCCAACGGGAUUUGCAGCAAUCGUUAGUCGGAACUCGAGUCUUGUUCACGUUUUUAAUGGUGCAGAAAUCGCACUGACCACCGGAUCAAGUCCCAGCAAACAUGCAAGAACACCCAAUGUCUCUGAGGGAAAUCGCAAGCUUCACUGCGGAGCGAACGUCGCUUCGCGAAAGGGCGUGGUGAUCGCGCCGCACGGCGAACAAGGUUUAGCCAUUUGGGUGCUAAGGGGACCGAUAUUUUUCAUGCUAUUGCACAUACGCCAUGGUAUCGGCUGCCUGUUGCUUCUCCCCUCACUGAGGUCCGACCAGUCAGCAUCGAGCCGGGUGAUGAUCAACCCGUAUGUCAUGCGCCCCGGGCUGGGCAAAUCGGGCGGACAGGUCAGGAGGUGGGGGGCUCGGGGUUUGAGCCCAAGGGGACGGCACUUUAGCCGCAAAGGAGGUGUGUUGGAGGCAGAGACGGUAGAGGACACAAGGGGUCUGGUAGCAUGAAUUCGUACUGACCUCCCUGACACCCAAUCUGGGCGAAUCUUGCCACACUGACUGACCGUGCAUUUAAAGGCGCUGCGUACCAUGGAGACUCGACGGCCUUGAGGGCACGAGACCAUAUACAGAACCCGCAACAGGAAGGGAUCGCGUGUUCCUUUCCUUUUUAUGUUAUACUGUGCAUAUGCACACAGAAAAUAAUACUAUGCGUUCAUUUAGUAUGCAACAAGCGUUUGCACGCUUGUUUCGCUGCGCUCAGUGAACAAUUUAGAAAUUUCAAUUGCAUAUGUCUGGUAGUUUAAAUUACAGUUCUAGGUCCCCUGGUUGCCGAGAUAUCGCGCAAAUGUGAAAAAGACUCGGCCACGGACCGCGCCCGGUGCUGGCGGUCUCCGGUGGCCGUCGGCGGAAGAGAGCGCAUUUCACCUGCGCUCUCCGCAAUAAAGGCAAGCCUAUUCCAUGAGACCGGUGCUUGAUAGUGAGACGUAACCGGUAACCUUUGCCGUUUCCAUGCACUGUCCGUCUUUGAAUGAUGGCAGCACGCACUGCCGUCGCUUUAAACGGUAUUGCGUUGUAUCGAACAGUGAAAAACGUUGGGUAUCGGCCAAAUCAAUUUUCCUGCCCCGCGGACCCGUGACGUUACCUUAUGUACCACAUGAUUGUCGGCUCGAUUACCCACCAAUGCAUGCUACUCCCGAGUGCGCCCGUAACCUGGAUGAAGAAAUGUGGCACAACAGUUUAAAACUGGGGAAAAGAUAAACAUCCAUCAUCCUCAGUUUCAUGAAUGUUUUGCGGUUCCAUUCACACCUCCGCCUGCCCUGGGUCCUAAAAUGUGACGCAGAACAUGUAAACCCGUGGAAAAGAGCAAACGCCAUCCUCCUGACUCGUGUGUGCCCGACACAUGUAGCGUGCCACCCAACACUUGUGACACCAUGGGAUUUCCCGUUCAAUGGCCUAUCGCAGUAUGUCAGUCUCGUGUUACUGCGUGCCAUAAGAGAUAAAAUCCCGCGUAAAACGUAAAAUGGACGAAAUCGGCAAAACACAUCGUCACAGCUAAUGCGCACAUGUCACAUGACACGUGCAGCAUGACAUCGUACACGUUUGAGUGACUGCCCGUUCGAUUGCGUAUGGAAGCAUGCCAGUCCCGACGUACUUUAUUCCCUGGUCUCUGAGAUAUCACAAAAACGUGUGAGCCCCUCAAAAAGGCAAAACACGUGUAAAUCCGUGGUUAAACACGUGGGCGUCAUGACCUGUGGCACGUGUCACCACACAUUAUCAGCAAUGUUGGGAAACAAAAUCCACGCACGAACGAGCACUGCAAACACAGCGACCGUCACACAGCGCGCUGUCGACCGCACGUGCGCGGAGAUCCCGCUCACAUAUGGCCGUUCCGCCGGCUCACAGCCGGCCAGACCGACCGAGCGCCAGAAUGCUCGUCGUUCGGUAAGACCUGCGAAAUGAACUAAGUUGAAAGCCAGCCACGUGAACGGUCAUUUCGGCCCCUAACGCCCAAGGUGUACGCCGGGAGCCAGGUCAAUAACUAGUCGUCGUGGCGAUAAUGUCGUCAUGUAAUCACUUAGUCUAGGCUCAUUUGCGAGCGACAUGUGUCAAAAUGUGAUCAACAAAAGGCUGGUAUAGAGGGAGAAUGAAACGGCCAACACGCUAAUGCAGUUUUCAGCGUUAAAUUACGCAUAGUUUUGAUGGUAGCAGCUUGCAUUCGGCGCCGAUUUUCAAAACUUGGCCCGUUGCAAACUGUAUUGCAAUUUACAGCGCAACGUUGCGUUGCACAAGCUCGCAAAACAACUGGAAGUGUACCCGCUUCAAUUGUUAAUGUUAGCAAACAACAUCCACACCUGUACGCGCACUGGGAGCCGAGAUAUAACCCAAAACGUGAAACCCCCUCAAAAAUGGCCAAUUCCAUCUUUCCAGCACGUGUGCACGCACCACGUGGCGUAAAAAAACAAACAUCAGUCCGAUGGCCGAUUCCAUUGUCUACUUCACUGUGCAAGUUUCAUGUCGCUGCGACCCUUGGUUAUCAAGACAUGGCUCCGGGAGUCGGGCCGUCGGCCAGAAUCGCGAAAUUAGCGUCGCCUGUGUUGAGCCUAUGAAAAAUUGAGCUAGUUUUUCGCUCGCUUUUGCGAAGCGCAGAAUUUUGACGUGACUCAGUCACCGCCAGCAGGCCUUAGUCGUGUGAAAACUUCACGGAAAAACUCCAGACCGUUUAGCCUGCAGGCGAUCCCAAUUAAAUGGCGGACACAUACGCACACACAUACACAUCGUUCCUUCAGUAACAUAGAAGAGAUGCAUUAGCGUUGAACAAUGCGUUAGCUCGAUUACGUGCACCGCUUGCACAUUCUAUGAUAAUCUAUCAUGAGCGGAUUGUUCAUUUUGACAGUCCAGUGGCUUAUUUACCCAAAUUGCUUGCACCACGCUCCACAUGUUUCGAAUCAAAUGAUAUAUGUAUUUCUGUCAUGCCUAAAUGCAUCCGCUGCUCUGAAGCGCAUUAAGGUUUUUGUACGGUGAGGCCAGUAGUCACAGCAUUGUAUUGUAUCUUGGACGGCACCGGACCGGCAGGGUGCCGUCUGCACGCGCACACAUGCCCCUUCAGUUUAUGCGUGAAACGCAAAAUUGGCAGAAUGGCAAAAUCCUAAAAUCCGCAGACACGUUCGGUGAAACCCGGCUCGUAGCCCGGCAUCAGGCCAUAGCAAAUUGAGAUCAAUACAUUUCAGUGCGGAAAGGAACGGGCAAUCGUGCAUGCGAAGGCGCGAAUCGAUGCGCGUUGACGCACCAGUGAGCUUCGGCGCGAACCGUUGACGCACCGGUAAGCUUCUGCGCGAACCGUAGAUCCGACGGCUUUCAGGCGUCGGAAUACCCAUUCCCAUACCGUGAUACCCAUUGGGAAAACAAUGGGUAUCAGAUCUCGGUCACCCGAGCAGACAACGUGAAAAUGCCUGCACCGUGCACGCGUGUGUACCGUCAGUCCAGGCAGUCCAAUCCAACCAUCCAGGCGGUCCGACACCGUCGGACCGAUAGCGACGCCGGCAGGCGACGGGAAACCGGCCAAGGCCGGGUUUUCCGAACACACUCUCGAAUGCAGCACGCUGGCAACUAAACCGAGCGAGCAGGGACCCUUAAAGCGGCACAGGCACACAGCUCUAUUCGUGGUGAAAAAUAUCCACAAAAAGUAUGUCCGCAUUCCACAAGUCUGGUCGCAACCACCCAAAGCGUCCAUCCAUCGCUGCAAAUACCAACGUUUCCGUUGGGACAAAUUGCUGCGCUCAUUUGUCGGCCUAUGAACGGACCAUACAUUGACAUUGGGGCUCAAAUUUCUGCUAACAGUCUCACGCGUGGAAGAUAUUCAUGAAUAUGAAUGGCAUGCUGUGCUUGUAGCUAAAUGCGGCAAAAGAGAUGAUGCGGAAACAGCGUCUGGCAGUUGCACCGAUACUUGCAAUCUCCGCAAGUUUCCGUCCGUCGGAAACUCUUGUUACUUACCGUGACGGUAUUUUACCAAGUAAAACACUGUCACACUGCUGGUGUGACACCAGUAACACAUCCGUACAACGCGCAGCUGGCUUUACGCCUUCGAAUGGCAUAGUGAGAUUGGGUAAAUCAUAUAUCCCGCAGGUUAUGCACGGGUGCGGCGAAUAUUAAAACAUGUGAGGGGCCAUUCGCAGCCCGUGCAAUGACGCGAAACGAAAACAAUGUGAACGAGAUACAAAAGCAUGUGCGCACACAUUGCUGCUCUUCAGCAGUGGUCAGCACAUUCAGCUGGUUACAGUGUGUCGAUCGCAAGACAUGAGCCGGCUCAUUUUAUCACGCGUGAUUUGUCAAGGACAGCAUGAGGUGGAACUAUGGGGUUUGGCAUGCGGUGGCCGACUAUGCAAGUCUUCAGAAAAUCGGGCGAACACCAGCAUGAAAAAUCUUUGAGAAGCCCGAUGCAAUGGGGCAGCCAGGGCUUUUGUAGGAGUGGGGGGGGGGGGAGGGGGCAUGAAAGCACAUUCUUCAAAUACGAUAUUUUCUAUCUGGGAUUGGUCACUUCAUGUUUCACCCCAGCCCUACUCCCAUUGAAGGCAUCGAAUAAUGGUAGGGUAAUAUCAUCGUUUGAUUAGCGUCAUUUUGCCCUUUUUGAGAAGCUAACCAUUUUCAAGCUUCUGUUCUUGGUGUCCCUUUGUGUUUGACCACGUGCUGUCAAGCACAAUAGGUGAGCCAGCGGUUCCACCCUUUGUCCCUCUAUUCAUCAAGGCCCGUCCGAGCUGAACAUUCGGACUUGGCUUGCGGUAGCUGGCAAUGAAAGUCGCUGGAGACGCAAGAACAUAUCGCGACAACCAAUUUUAAAGUUGCAUCGUAGUGCUGACACGCGUCAUCUCACAUACGGCUUCAUAUGUGGCUUCAAUCACCAAUUUCUUCCAGCCGAGCCCCACUCCCAUUCAAAAGCAUUAAAUGGCGUUCAGUUCGUUCAUCACGCAUGCAAUAGCCAUGCUCCAGUUCUCAGCGACAAGUCUACCCGCUCAAACCCCACUUGUUUAAUUUCAGCGCCAGCAAUGUUGAAAAACGGUACCACUGUUCUAAAAAACGUCGAGCAGAUAAACCAUAUUUGGUUUCGGACCUUUUACCAUUUGGCCCCGAAGAGAAAACUUAAUGUUUUUUUUUAAAUUUUGCCGAUUCGCAUGGGGGCGAGCCCACUGAACCCCUUGCCGCGCCCUUGCCCUCGACCAGUGCUGCUGCCCAUAUGAAUGUCAAUUUGGAUAUACUGCGUAGAGAAGCAUUUGUCCCCCCCCCCC
Pollicipes pollicipes is the source of this 8374-nucleotide messenger RNA. Its product is annotated as ionotropic receptor 93a. Gene Ontology annotation, molecular function: ligand-gated monoatomic ion channel activity; signaling receptor activity. The transcript has 16 exons. Bases 1 to 2442 code for a protein of 813 amino acids. The record is from RefSeq and is a predicted model, not a curated record. Gene Ontology annotation, biological process: monoatomic ion transport. NCBI's taxonomy places the organism in Eukaryota, Metazoa, Arthropoda, Thecostraca, Pollicipedomorpha, Pollicipedidae. Gene Ontology annotation, cellular component: membrane.